This is a messenger RNA of Papaver somniferum (opium poppy), 1863 nucleotides long. RefSeq lists its product as uncharacterized. The transcript is spliced from 8 exons. The record is from RefSeq and is a predicted model, not a curated record. The coding region runs from base 1 to 1863 and encodes 620 amino acids. Gene Ontology annotation, molecular function: nucleic acid binding. NCBI's taxonomy places the organism in Eukaryota, Viridiplantae, Streptophyta, Magnoliopsida, Ranunculales, Papaveraceae.
AUGACAAGGAUUAUAACUUCCAGAAUUAGUACUAUGAUUGGUAGAAUGGUGUCAAUACAGCAUGGUGCAUUUAUUAAAGGAAGAAAUAUACAUGAAAAAAUUGUCUUAGCAUCAGAGCUUGUGAAUGAGAUGAAUAUUAAAAGAAGGGGUGGCAAUGUGGGUUUGAAAAUUGAUAUUACACAGGCAUAUGACUCUUUAAGUUGGAGUUUUUUGUUUGAAGUAUUAAAAAGGUUUGGUUUUUCAGAAUGUGGGAGAGGAUUGAGUCAAGGUGAUCCUAUAUCACCAAUUUUAUUUUUCCUAGCUGAGGAAGUUAUGAGAAGAAAUAUAUCAAAGCUGGUUCAAAUGGGUAAAAUUCAGCCAAUGGUGAAUAAGGGUGGAAGUCAACCAACUCAUCUGAUGUUUGCAGAUGAUAUUUUCAUCUUCUGCAAUGGUCAUAAGAAAACAUUAGAAAGUCUAACUGAAUUAUUAUACAAGUAUCAAAACUCUUCAGGUCAAGAAGUGAAUAAAGCAAAAAGAAAAUGCUUUGUGGGAGGAGUAUCAGUUUCAAGACAGAAAAUUAUUGCAGAGCAAAUGCAUAUGGAAUUAUCCUUUUUCCCUAAUAAAUAUUUAGGGGUGAUUCAUAAUCAAGGAAGAUUCAAAUCUCAUCAAGUAUGGGGGAUAGUAGAAAUGAUGAAAAAAAUGUUAGCUGGUUGGAUGGGAAAGCUAUCAGCAUUUUCUGCAAGACUGACUUUGGUUAAAUUUGUUUUAUGUAGCAUGCCCAUCUACAAUAUGUCAGUAAACUUCUUAUGGUCAGGGGAUCCUUCUGUGAAAAAAUUGGCGAUUGUUAAGUGGGAUGAAGUUAAUUCUCCAAUAGCAGAGUUACUUUGGAAAAUUGAGAAUGAAUAUGUGGAAUGGACAUUUUUUGUGAGGGCUAAAUACAAAUAUAAGAAUGGGGAGUGGACUAAAUAUCAUAAGGAGUCCACAAUUUGGCCUGGUCUUAAAUGGGUGAUUUCUGAAGUUCAAGAAGGAAGCAGAUGGAUUGUUGGUGAUGGGGAAGACAUAUCUGUAAAGGAUCUAAUCCAUAAUGGAAAAUGGUGUGUCCCUGAAGCAAUGAUGCAAUACUUUGAUAUUAGUGAAUUACCAGUACUGGUGGGAGGAAAGGAUAGAAGAAUUUGGUCAAAGGACAAAGUUGGUAACUUUACUGUGUCAAAUGCAACCGAAAUGAUCAGGAAGAAGUAUUCAGUUAAAGCUUGGACUCAACAGGUGUGGCAACAUUGCAUACAUCCUUACACAUCUACAAAUCUAUGGAAGAUACUAAAAGGUGCAUGUGCAACAGAAGAAUCAAAUUUUGAUGAGUUUUUAAGUCUUGCAAAAAGUAAAAGCCCCGUUGUUAAAGAGGAGAAUUCACAGAUGUGCAAAGGAAGGCAGUUUCAGAAUGAGGGGCAAAAUGUGGGGGAAUAUGUUGGACUUACAUAUAGUGUUGCAUUUUGGCAUCUCAGGAGUAAAAGUGAAAUCUAUAAGAUUGAAACAACGUUUCUUUCAUUUCCCUCUCAAAACCAAACAUUGAUUUGUUGUCAUGGAACUUCUAAAGGUAAUCCAGGAUUGGCAAGAAUUAGUUUUGUUGCUAGAAAUCACUAUGGAGAGCAUAUGGGUUCAGCUUCAGGUGGACUUGGGAUUUCCACAAAUUACUUGGCAGAGGUGAUGGCUCUAAUUAUUGCAGGUGAGUGGGAAAUGUCAAAAGGGUUGUUGAAUGUAUGCUUCAGUUCAGAUUUUAAAGCUUUGAUAAUGGCAUUCUUAAAUGAUAAGAUACCAUGGAUGUGUCCUUUUAGUGGCCUAGAUAUGUCUAGGCUUAUGUUAGCUGUUGGGCUUAUUGUAAUGGGUUAA